AUUGCCGAAAAAAAUGAAGAUUUUGAUACUGAUCAUCGCUUUUGUAUUGCUGAUUGGUGUGGAAUGCAAAGAUGGAUAUCCUAUGGACAGUAAAGGUUGCAAAAUCUCCUGUGUAAUAAAUGAUAAGUUAUGCGAUAUCGAAUGCACACUGAGGGGAGCAUCGAGUGGCUCUUGCUAUUCUUGGGGACUGGCCUGUUGGUGCAAGGGACUUCCGGAAAACGCCGAGGUUUGGGAUAGUGACACAAAUAAAUGUGGUGGAAAAUAAUGUAACUGUUCUUCCA
This is a messenger RNA of Centruroides sculpturatus (bark scorpion), 281 nucleotides long. Its product is annotated as putative beta-neurotoxin RjAa12f. The transcript has 2 exons. Gene Ontology annotation, biological process: defense response. Bases 14 to 265 code for a protein of 83 amino acids. Gene Ontology annotation, molecular function: sodium channel inhibitor activity; toxin activity. The record is from RefSeq and is a predicted model, not a curated record. Gene Ontology annotation, cellular component: extracellular region. Lineage: Eukaryota; Metazoa; Arthropoda; Arachnida; Scorpiones; Buthidae.